AAUUUGGAAAAAGAAGGAAAAACUGAGAUUUAUUUUUUUUUCCCCCCCAAUAAUGCAUUCUUUAGGUCUUUUAAGCUGAUGUUUUAGAACCAAGGGCUGGAAUGUUGCUCUCAGUUCCACCUUGGCUGGACUGGAGGAGUGUCUGUGUCCUGCUGCCUGGUUUGCUGAGCCCAGAUUUCUCCCAGAGCCAGAUGGUGCCUUUUGUUUUUUCCCUUGUUGGCACAGUUUUGUUCCCUUUUCUCUUCCCUCCUUGUGUGAAUCAGCAAGCACAAAAAAGGAGGUUUCCACCAGCAACUCAUUUUCUUCCAUUUCCAUCCUUUCUGUGACACUGAGGAGCUUUUCCUGGGGAAAUUCAGGAAAUGUUCCCAGGUCUGUGCCCGAGUUUGUGGUGGUUUGGCUGAAGGGGUGACAGGGACUGGGGCAGUUACAGGAGCACAGGAUCCUUCCAACAGCUUUUGUUCCACUGAUUUAACUCAUUUCAUGGAGCAUCACUCCUUAGGUGUGUCCCAGAGCAGUUUGGAAAUACUUAAAACCAUUUAUCCUAAAUAUUUUUCCCUCAUUUUUACAUGUUUUUUUCUCCUUAACUGCAAAGUGUUUGUGUGUUGUUAAUUAGAAAUCUUGUCUUAAUGUUUUCCCAUGAGUGAGAGUGGGUUUAUUCUGCAUUUUUAAUGUGUUUUUGUUUCAGUUCAUGGCAUUUCUCAGUGUCUGCUUCAAAAGAAUGAGCUGAUAUUCCAAAUGAGACCAUUGCCAAUGAAACACCAAUAUAUUUACCUAUCUUUUUUUAGUGUUAUGUGAUAAAUGAACACUCUUUCCAAAGGUAGAUCCAGUGCAGUUCCAUGUUUUCUCUCAUUUGCAGUGUGAUAACCUCAAGAUUUUUGCAGCCAUAGGUGGCAGAAGAGCCCUGGUGGAAGCUGGCCCGUGCCCAGGAGCUGCAGUGGGUGAAGGAUGCUGAGGGACCCCAUGAAGUCCUGGAGCGACAGCCAGUCAGACCUGUACAGCAGCGACCAGGAGGAGGAGGAGCAGAUGAUUUUUGGGGAGAAUGAAGAUGAUUUGGAAGAGAUGAUGGAUUUAAGUGACUUGCCUACCUCCCUCUUUGCUUGCAGUGUCCACGAAGCUGUGUUUGAGGUGCAGGAGGAAAAGGAAAGGUUUGAAGCCCUUUUCACAGUCUAUGAUGACCAAGUGACAUUCCAGUUGUUUAAGAGCUUCAGGAGGGUGAGGAUAAACUUCAGCAACCCCGAGGCAGCAGCGAGAGCACGGAUAGAGCUGCACGAAACAGACUUCAGUGGGAAGAAGCUGAAGCUUUACUUUGCACAGGUGCAGGUAUCCAGUGAAAUAGGUGACAAGUCCUACCUCCUCCCUCCACAACCUGUCAAACAGUUCCUGAUUUCCCCACCUGCCUCUCCACCAGUUGGGUGGAAACAGAGUGAAGAUGCAACUCCCCUGAUAAACUAUGACUUGCUGUGUGCUGUCUCCAAGCUGGGACCAGGGGAGAAGUACGAGCUGCACGCCGGGACAGACUCCACCCCCAGCGUCGUGGUGCACGUGUGCGAGAGCGAGACGGAGGAGGAGGAGGAGAUCAAAAACCCCAGACAGAAGAUCCUGCAGACCCGGCGCCCAGACCCCCCCCCGACCAUCCUGGGCGACUCCAAGGCCUUCGAGUGUGCCCUGGAGGUGGGGGGGACCAUGCCCUGCUAGAGCUGGGCUGCUCCAGGGGGUACCAACACCAGACACUCCUCUGAGUCCAUGUGUUGAUGUCUGUGCUGCUGCUGUAGCGACAACAGAUCUGACUUGUAGUUGUCUCUCAUGCUCAAGGGUUUGGAUGCCAAUGCUCUGAAAAGCACUUUAAUUUUAGGGACUAGUCCUGUCCCCACCCCCCCCGAGUGUAGCAAAUCCACCUGACUUGAAAUAGUGACAAUUAGGGAGUCUGGUUGUGUUUUGGGUUUGGUUUUUUUUUUUUAAGAUGUUACUCUUUUUUGUUUCUGUUGUACAGUGUGAUGUACCAAGUGCUGAAAUAAUCUCUUGCUGUCGUGACUGGGUUCCAGAAAGCUCCUUGCACAGCAACUUAAAGCUGAUCUGUGCUGGUCCAGCAGCUUCCAGUUAAUGUAGUGUUAAACACAAGUGAAAUGCACUCUUUGUGCUAAAACUCCUUCCCAGCUGAGGUGGGGAUUAACCUUUGCUUUCCUCAGAAAGGCCAAGUGUGUGUUUGUGAUUUGACACGAGGCACAGACACGGGGAUGGAGCUGAACUCAGCUGGGUUUGGUGGCUGCACAGGGGAAGAGCCACACACUGAGUCUGUCACCAACACUCCUGCUCUGAGCUCUGGGUGGGGCACUGCUGGUUUGCACUGACACCUAAUUAGGAGUUAAUUACAGUGGGUAGAUUAAAAUAUGGGUCCAGCAGCUGAAUGGGUUGUCUCUGAUCCUCUCUGAACAUGUCCAGUCCUCGAGGCAGCUCCUGGGCCGGAUGAUGCAGUGACUGUUAGGUCAUGUCAGGAGAUAAGAUGCUGAGGGUUAAUUUUUAACUUCUCCAGUCUGUUUUGUAUUCUCAAAGACAAUCAGUUGCCUGGCUUAGCCAGUUCUUAUGCAGUUUCAGCCCUUGUUUGCUGUUUUCCUGUGUGGCAUCCUGCGUGUCUGGCAGAGCAUCUGCUGCCUCUGAGAGCAGGGUGCAUCUUUUAGAAUACAGAUCUUUAAUUUUGUGAUCUUGUGUUAAGUGUUUUUUAGUAGGAGGAAAACAUGCCUUGGUAUAACAACACCUGCUCCUGUGCUUUUAUGCUAUUUUAUAGCCAAACUUUUUUAGUCUAGACAGAUUCUUCUUUUUUUUUUUCUAUUUCAGAGGAUAAAAUGAUUUGUGAACAAACCAGGCUGCUGAUGUUUGUGUGUGGAAAUCAUUUGAGUCGUUCAGAAAUUCAGAUUUUUCGGGUUCAUUUUGGUGUGGUUCAGUCAUUCAUGACGUGCUUGUUGAACUUUCCAAAGUGUUCUCACUUGGCUGACAGCAGAGAGAAAAGGAAUGGUCAGGGAUUCACAAGGAUGGAGCAGUUUCCAGCUCUUGGGUUGUCCUGGAUUGUGAUCCCUCCCACCACCAGCUUCACGUUGCAAAGUGGGAUCCUGCAGGCAGGUCCUUGUUCCAGAGGCAGGAAUAGUAGAGAUUAAAAAGGCAGGAAAAUGGGGUUUGUUCACCUUGCCUCCACAGGUGUGAUAUUUAUGUAUCUCUUCAGGUAUUAAAAUCACUCAAAGACCAACUUCUCUGUCUCACUGUUCUGUGGUACCGAAACAAAGGGGAAAAACCCAACAAAAACCUGUAUUACCCAUCAGGCUUGUGGAUUUUUAAAAUUCCAGAAGCCCUGUCUGGAUUCUCUGUGCUGUUUAUAUUUUGUGAGCUGUUUGAUUUCUGCCCCACUGUAGAAGGUGCUGUGAGUAGGAAUAAGUGGAAAACCCCCAGAAACAGUUUUCUAAGGCAAAGCAAGUGUGAUGUUGUCGAUGUGUAAACGUGUAAAAUGUGGAACAUUCCAGCAUUGUGUAAAGACACUUAAAAUAAAACAAUGCAGUGCCAUU
Molecule: messenger RNA, 3551 nt
Organism: Manacus vitellinus (golden-collared manakin)
Lineage: Eukaryota; Metazoa; Chordata; Aves; Passeriformes; Pipridae
Gene: RCAN3
Product: RCAN family member 3
Exons: 5
Coding region: 946-1695 (249 amino acids)
Biological process (GO): calcium-mediated signaling
Cellular component (GO): cytoplasm; nucleus
Molecular function (GO): calcium-dependent protein serine/threonine phosphatase regulator activity; nucleic acid binding
Source: RefSeq, a predicted model, not a curated record